Entamoeba invadens IP1 is the source of this 900-nucleotide messenger RNA. RefSeq lists its product as hypothetical. The record is from RefSeq and is a predicted model, not a curated record. NCBI's taxonomy places the organism in Eukaryota, Evosea, Mastigamoebida, Endamoebidae. Gene Ontology annotation, molecular function: protein binding. Bases 1 to 900 code for a protein of 299 amino acids. The transcript has a single exon.
AUGAGUGAUUCUAAUCUCAGCACAUUGUCUGCACAAGUCAGCGCAAUCAUCGGUUUUAUCCAGAAACAGCAGAUUUCUUUCCAGAACGAGUUGGCACUUCGCGACAUUAAAAUAGAAAGUUUGGAAAGUGAAAUCAAAAAUCUGAAAACCGAACUUUUGGAGCUGAAAAACUCAAAAGUUCCUCAAGAAGUCAAAACACCUACAAAAAUUGAAAAAGUCAAAGCACUUGAGAAAGUGGAGAAAAUUGAAAAAGCCUUAAUCUUACCGUCGAAAAAUGACGAAACAACACUGGAAGCUCUUUACGAAACAAAACUUAAAGACUGUCUUCAAACAGAACUUCCAGUCAAGAAAGACGACGGGACUACUUGGAAACAAAGCUACGAGACCUUUGUCGCAUUUCCAAUCAUCAAAACCAAUUUCGCCACAAACGAGAAUGGAGUCUAUGUAUCAAAUCAGCAGUGGGACUCAUACUCAACAGUUAAAGUUUAUAAGACCUCCGAGUUUGUGAAGGUCAGUUACACACCAAAGAACUAUUGUGAAAUCACUCUCAACACUCCCUUCCAAAAACUCAUCAGUUUUGGCCUUGUAGAUAACCCGAAUUACACAAACAAGUGUUGUAUUGGGAAAGAAAAGGAGAGUCUUGGGAUGACGAGCGAUGGGUACUUCUCAUGGCCAAAUGGCCAGAAAAAGAAAGCGACGCGUGUCUGGGGUGUUGGUGAUGUCAUUGGUGUGGGCACCGACCCCGACAACAAAUUGGUGUAUUUCACGUUCAACGGGAGAGUCAUCAUGAAAGUCCAAGUCACCUUUUCGAAGUGGUAUGUUGCCCUUCAGACAAACAACUGGAUUGGGUUUGAGGAGAACUUUGGGCGGGACCCAUUCAUCUAUGAUGUUAUUCACUGA